Homalodisca vitripennis (glassy-winged sharpshooter) is the source of this 702-nucleotide messenger RNA. RefSeq names its product tRNA (guanine-N(7)-)-methyltransferase-like. Gene Ontology annotation, cellular component: tRNA methyltransferase complex. NCBI's taxonomy places the organism in Eukaryota, Metazoa, Arthropoda, Insecta, Hemiptera, Cicadellidae. Gene Ontology annotation, biological process: tRNA methylation; RNA (guanine-N7)-methylation. Gene Ontology annotation, molecular function: tRNA (guanine(46)-N7)-methyltransferase activity. The transcript is spliced from 5 exons. The coding region runs from base 16 to 480 and encodes 154 amino acids. The record is from RefSeq and is a predicted model, not a curated record.
GUAACUCUGUCUCCGAUGUUUCCGGAUACACUGAUGUUGGGUAUGGAGAUCAGGGUGAAGGUAUCAGACUAUGUGAUGGACCGUAUCGCUGCCCUGAGAUCGCAACACGAGGGGCAGUACCAGAAUAUUGCUUGUGUUCGCACAAACGCAAUGAAGUACCUGCCCAAUUAUUUUCACAAAGGACAGUUGAAGAAAAUGUUUUUCCUCUAUCCUGACCCACAUUUCAAAAAGGCGAAACACAAGUGGAGGAUUAUCAACACGACCUUGCUCGCUGAGUACGCCUAUGUUUUGGCCGAAGGUGGCAGAGUGUACACAGUGACUGACGUUCAAGACCUGCACGAGUGGAUGGUAAAGCAUCUCAGCGAACACCCACUCUUCCGUCAACUCUCGCAGGAUCAGCUGGAUGAAGAUCCAGUUGUAGCCAAGAUCCUGGACAGCACAGAAGAAGGACAAAAAAGUGACUCGAAACCAUGGAGAUAAAUUUUUGGCAGUAUUUGAGAGGAUAGCUGAUUCAUAUGUCAAGAAUUAUGCCAUAGAAGAGUGCGAGAUGAUAACAGAAAACAGCUGACAUUAUAUUGGUGCCAAAGAGUUAUGAGGGUUGUUUUUAUUAUUAUUAUUAUUUGAUUUGACAUAGUUCUGUUAACUUAUACAAUAAGUUUUUACUCGUUUUUACAACCAGGAAUCUAAUUUGUUUUACUGUGC